ACUGUUCUUUAAACGCCUGAAUUUUCUCUCUCCUCCAACGGUGAAAUCUAAACCCCAUUUUACUACGAUAACUUGUGAAGCAUCAAUUAAUCCUCCACCACCCGAGUUCGAUUACUGUUCCUCUCAAAUUUCUUCUGUUUCUCGUUCAGCUAUUUCAGAAGCUCACCCUGAACUUCUUGACUUGGCUGAUAUGGGCUGUUUGGUCUUGGUCCAGAAACAUCAAUUUGGGCUUGUUCCUCCUUGGCGGGCCGAGUUUGUUGAGCCCGAUGAGAUUUGGUUGGUUGGUACUACUCACAUUGAUUGGGCCUCCUCUGCCCAUGUUCAGAGCCGAUAAUGUUGUCGUUGAGCUGUGCCGUAGUAGGGGGACAAACUGUACUGCAUUAGCAUUAAGGCUAUUGUUGGCAGUCUUCUCAUCCAAAAUCUCUUCGGACGUUGAUCGACCCUUUGGAGAUGAGUUUCGCGUUGCUCGGACAGUGUCUGAAGAAAUUGGUGCUCAAAUAGUGUUGGGUGAUCGGCCCAUUGAAAUCACUCUUGAGAGGGCAUGGAACUCACUGAAAUGGGGUGAAAAGCUGAGCUUAGUGGGUUCAGUUGUCCGUGGAAUCACAUCUUCAUCAGAUACAUCCAGAGACAAUGUGAAGGAAUUGGAUACUGAUGAUAGUUCUUACCGGCUUUAUGAGAAACUCAGCUCAGCAUACCCUUCCCUUUUACUGCCACUUAUACAUGAACGAGACACGUACCUAGCGUGGUCUCUGAAAUGGAGCGAAGCUGUAAAUAACUGUAAGAGGGUGGUAGGAGUAAUCGGAAAAGGGCACUUGAAUGGAGUGAUUUAUGCACUUGUCUCAGACCAGGGUAAUCUACGCUUUCGCGACAUAGCUGGGAAAAAAGCUGGUGCUGUUGUUCCUAAUGCUUGGAUCAAUAAAUUCCUUAGAGAUUUGGCAAGAGAUACAUUGAUUGGGAUUCUUUUAUGGGCAUUAUAUGAGCAACUGAAAUCUGGCUUUUGAGAGCCAAGAACCAAACAAAAAACUCCUAUUGUAACUUGUGAGAAAAGAUUGUAUAUCAUAUUACAUGUAUCUUCAAUAUAAACGGGUUUAGCUUUUAUCAUCCCC
Beta vulgaris subsp. vulgaris (sugar beet) is the source of this 1106-nucleotide messenger RNA. RefSeq lists its product as uncharacterized. Lineage: Eukaryota; Viridiplantae; Streptophyta; Magnoliopsida; Caryophyllales; Amaranthaceae. The record is from RefSeq and is a predicted model, not a curated record. The transcript has 6 exons. The coding region runs from base 267 to 1001 and encodes 244 amino acids.